Messenger RNA from Vitis riparia (riverbank grape), 1158 nucleotides. Its product is annotated as nijmegen breakage syndrome 1 protein-like. NCBI's taxonomy places the organism in Eukaryota, Viridiplantae, Streptophyta, Magnoliopsida, Vitales, Vitaceae. Bases 1 to 1158 code for a protein of 385 amino acids. Gene Ontology annotation, cellular component: Mre11 complex. The transcript is spliced from 3 exons. Gene Ontology annotation, biological process: double-strand break repair via homologous recombination; mitotic G2 DNA damage checkpoint signaling. Gene Ontology annotation, molecular function: damaged DNA binding. The record is from RefSeq and is a predicted model, not a curated record.
AUGAGGGAGUGGGCUAACAGUGACCUUUUCUGUGGGGAACCAGCAGCUGACGUGUGGCAUGAGGAUUCUGUAGGUCGUUAUGAGGGGGAGCGUUUUUGUUGCUGGCAGCUUGAGGGGAGCGGGGUAGCUUGGGAGGCAAGACAACUCAAGAGAGAGGUAAAGAGCUUGGAAAGACAGAGUAGAGGGAGAUUUGGAUUGGCCGAACCACUACAAGAGAGGGAUGAAGGCCGUGUUGAUGCCUUUCGCUUUGACCGUGUUAGUGAGAUGACUGAGCAACUGGAGGCACUCACAACACUGAGGAGAAUGAGAUUCAAAUGGGGAACUUGGCGGUUCUCCAUCAGCCAAAGCUUGGAGGGAGGAGAAAAUAAUCGACUGGUGCAUGUAAUCCCUACAUGCUCAGCAGACAAGUUUGAUUCCUUCCAUAAACGCAGAUCUGUAUCAAGUGUGAAAGAGAUGAAUUUGAUUAGUGUUGUUAUAUCUGGACAUCUGGAUCCUUCUACUAUAAUAUCGCCACCUGUACUUGUCUCAUCUUCAUGCUCCACAAACGAGACUGUAGUAGUAGAUUUUGAUGCAGAAGUCGAAACAGCCACAUCAAGUCAUGUCAAUUAUGCUGCCCAUACUAAGGAAGUCUUUAAGUAUGAUAGCAAAGGGGAGAUAUCUAUAGUAGCUGAUUAUGAUGCAGAGGUUGAAACAGUCGCAUCAAUUCAUGCCAAUGCUACUCCCUGCACUAAAGAAACCAUUAAAUAUGAUAGCAAAGGGGAGAUAUCUAUUGGUCAGGCUACUAACGCAUCAGAGACUGGCCACAUGACACAUUUUAGACAAAUGAAUGAUGGUGUAACAACAAGACGAGACAAAGUUGAUGAAUUUGAAAGUGGAAAUCCAGAUGUUUUAUACAGUCAAGACUUAAUUGUGAGAGAUAUUAACUUGCUAACAUCAUUUUCUUCAACAAAAAAUAGAAUUAUAAAUUUCAAAUGCUUCAGAAAGGCAAGGACUCAAUCUGGGAAUAACUUCGACAAUCUUAUUCCAUUUGCAAAGUACCCGUAUAAAGAAUCUGACAAUGGGAGUGAUGAAGUAAUGCAAUCUGUGAAAGAAGAAAAAAAUCGGAAGCAAAUGGAAGCAAUUUCAGAGGAUUUAUUCAACAAUGAGAAGGGGAGAUGA